AUGAAUGCUGAAGAUGGACGCUCUAAGAUUUUUGCCAAGCAAAACAAGCAAGCGAAACAAUUGGUGUACAAUGUACAUUCUUUCUUUAAACUAAGAAAACAAGAUCAAUCGUCUACGGAAUAUCAACAAGACGUAAACUUGAAUAAAUUUGGUCGUGCAAGCAACAGGAACAUUAACAUCUUAGAAAAAUGGGUAGCAUGUAACACACAUGUCCAGAAAAUUGAAGAUGAGUAUUGUCAACACGAUCGAAUACUCGACGACGCUAUGGACGAAAUGGUAAUUAAUUUACAAGAUAAUUCUGACUCGUCCAGUUGCACUGAUAGCGAAGACGGUAAUUCAAGUGAUAUGCAUAUUGACAUUAGCGAGGAGAAAAAUAUAUAA
Messenger RNA from Parnassius apollo (apollo), 381 nucleotides. The record is from the annotation of a GenBank genome assembly. NCBI's taxonomy places the organism in Eukaryota, Metazoa, Arthropoda, Insecta, Lepidoptera, Papilionidae.